This is a messenger RNA of Fusarium pseudograminearum CS3096, 3207 nucleotides long. RefSeq lists its product as uncharacterized. Gene Ontology annotation, biological process: exocytosis; Golgi to plasma membrane transport. The transcript has 2 exons. Gene Ontology annotation, cellular component: exocyst. The record is from RefSeq and is a predicted model, not a curated record. The coding region runs from base 1 to 3207 and encodes 1068 amino acids. NCBI's taxonomy places the organism in Eukaryota, Fungi, Ascomycota, Sordariomycetes, Hypocreales, Nectriaceae.
AUGUCGAAUCGAUACGACCGACCUCCUCCCCGUGAGGGUAACGGCUAUGGAAACUUUGGCCGCUCCAACGACGACUACAGAUCUGGUUAUCAAGAUGGAUACGGGAGCGAUCGAUUUGCCACGCCACCAACUACCCAGCAACCGCGACCACCGCCUAGUCUUCGACAAAUGUCGUCGCGGUCACGUAUACCACAAGUCCAGUCACAGGGACAAGGACAAUCACAGGUUCCCGACACGCAUGCCGCACGACAAAUCACCGAGGUUAUAGACCACAUCAAGAAAGAAUGGCCUUCAAUGUGCCAAGAUGACUGCGUUCCAGUUCAACUGUCACUACAACUUCUUGACAAGAGCUCGGUUGGUCGCGCCCACGAAUACCGCCAGUUCCAGCAAUCGCAUAAUUAUCUCCAAGAGUCUCUGAAGGGAAUUGUCCACGAACAUCACCAGGGCUUUAACAGUUCGAUUGGUACAUUUCACAAGAUCCAAAGCAGUAUUCAGCAGUCGCAAAAGCGAGUGCGGGCACUAAAGGAGUCGCUGGCGAGUUCGAAAACGAGCCUUUGUGCGACAGAUCCAGAGCUAAAGAAGCUUUCAAAAUCAUCGCAAGAAUUUGAUGCGCUUUUGCAAACACUAAACGAGCUCGAUGAUCUCCGUGCCGUACCAGAUCAGCUGGAGGCAAGAAUAUCCGAGAAGCGUUUCUUGACGGCCGUGGAAGUAUUGCAAAGUGCUCUCCGGAAACUACGAAAGCCUGAACUAGACGAUAUCGGUGCUCUCGCUGACCUGAGGAGCUAUCUUGCAAACCAAGAGACUGCUUUGAUGGACAUUCUGGUGGAAGAGCUGCACGAGCAUCUCUACCUCAAGUCACCGUAUUGCCAGGAACGAUGGCAGAACUUGGCUAAAACCCAAGGUGCUGUAACGGAAGGCUAUACUGAUAUUAAGCCCAUCGCCCCAUUUCACAUGGUUCUCGAUGCCAUUGAUGUCGACAAGACAAUCAGAGAGGACCCAAUGAAGAACCCCGAAGCUGAUACAUUCUAUUAUGUUGGGCUGUUGGUAGAAUCUCUGAACAGAUUAGGUCGACUGCAAAAUGCCGUCGAGACCCUCAAGCAGCGACUACCAGUUGAGCUCUUUACCAUCGUCAAUGAGACCAUCAACGAAGUAGACCAAAGACACCCUAGCUCUCUGAGAGGUGGCUCAGCCAGAGGCGAUGGUCUUCAUGUAUAUGGCACACGCGAAACACAAAUGAGGGCGGAUGUCAUCUACGAUCUUUUGUGGUCGCUAUAUGGAAAGUUUGAAGCAAUCGGAGAAGGUCACCGUGUUUUCCACGAAUCCAUCAAAGUCCUUAUCCGACGAGAAGGUGCUGGUAACAACAGCGCACUUCUUGGCAGCUUCAAGGAGCUGUGGAAUCUCUAUCAGAACGAGAUUCGAUCUUUGCUGCACAACUAUGUUACAACAGACGCUGACGUUUACCAAUUCGAUUCCCCAAACCCAGGAGAUACGCUCCACGGUAAAAAGGAUGUACGGGAGCAUCUGUUCAAGUUCUCGGAGGCCAACACGAAGACUGUCGAGAUGACGAGCGAAUAUGAUGCACUUGACAGCAUCAUACAGGACGCUGUCCCUGGUUUGAAACAGGACAGGAAAGGACGAAGCGCCCCAGAGGGGGGGAGAAGAGGCGGCGAUGGUGGCCAUGGCAGCAGCCAUCAAACAACCGGCUCGUACAAAUCCCUGGUGGAACCGAGUGUCUUCAAUAUGAGCCUACUGCUACCGCCGACAUUGGUAUUCCUGCAGCGACUCAAAAGCAUCGUGCCCCCUGGCUCUGACCUUGCAGCAAGCACAUUGACAACAUUUCUGGACAAUUUCUUGGUCAACGUUUUCCAGCCCCAACUAGACGAGACCCUGGCAAAACUGAGCGACACUGUGUUCGGAGAGGCAGACGCGUUCUCGCAGGAUUCAGGCUGGAGUCAGGUUGCACGUCGACCUGUGUUCCGAGGAACGACGGCCUUCUUCGAGGUCGUGACGGCAUUCUGUCGCAUGCUGGGCACAAUUCCGCCAGACCAAGCACUCAGCUCGUUGAUCGUAACUCAGAUGAUGCGAUACUACGAUCGCUGCUUCAGCUGGUUCAAAACGCUUGUUGUCAAGGCCCAAGACCAAGCUACAGAGAUCAGCAACGAUAACCUGCGAUCAUCAGCGCGCUUCUCUCUGGAUCAAGGGGAGCUCCAAGAAACCAUGAAGAAGCUCUUCACGGCAGAAGAAAUGGAUUGGGAACUGGCCGAAAAGGAGAUUCACUUGUUGAUGGAGCUUACGAACGAAUCGCCACUAGAUUCGGGCGACAUCAUCCAAGAUCGAGAUUCGAUUUCGUCCCUUUGUCUUUUGUAUACCAGCAUGAAAUGGCUUGCUGUCAAGAUUUCUGGACUUCGUCAAAUUACGACGCACGACACGGAUACAUCACGACAGAACUUGCCUCGACAUUCAAACCGACGGUGGACUCUUAUGAACGAGCCUAGCAAGAGCGCCGGUGAAGAGGGUCCUGUGUCACUGCCAUUGACGCAGGAGACUGUACAGGCAUUCGACAGCAUCGUAUCUUCCUUUGAGGAACUCGCAGGAACAGCACUACUCACCCUCCAUAUGGAGAUUCGGUGCCGCAUAGUCCACUCUCUCGGCAUUGCCUUGUCGCCCACAGUGGCACCCUACCUCCUCGACCAGGAGGUGAGCGAACCCGAUCCGCAGAUUCUGAACCUCAAUUCAGAACUGGUCUUCUUUGAUGAGACCAUCGUCAAGUUUCUCCGAGACAAGGAGAUUGCAUUUAUCAGGACUGGUCUGGGUCUGCUCAUCAACUGCUACCUUGUGAGCAAUGCAGGCAAAGCAUCGCCAAUGAACGACAAGGGCUGCGGGCGCAUGCAGCUCAACAUCCUCGUACUGCAGCAGAACCUCAAGAACGUGGAGGAGGGUGUAGACCUGGCACGUGCGGCAAACUACUUCUCUCUAUACGAGCAAGGGGCAGAUGCUAUCGUGGAGAAGGCAAAGGAAGACAAGGAGCAACAGCGGGGCACAAGCGCGCAAGACCCCGACAACUUUUCUUACGAUGAGCUGAAGGCACUCGUGGAGCUAUGCUACAGUGAAGCCAUGGCAAAUCCCGAGCGCGGAAUUGCCACAGCAGCCAAGAGGCAGAUGCAAGACAAACUGCUUGGGCUCAGUGAGCACAUGUGGCAGACAUAG